AUGCAAAGAGCCAGGCACAUUUCUUCUAGUCAAAGACUCACCCCUAGCACUUCCUCUGAAUCUUCUGAUAGCAUUUUGGUUAAUACGGCUCCUGGUAUAAAUGCAAUUCCACGUGAAGAAAACCUUCGAUACUUUGAUGCUCUUAUGACCGGUCCAAUUCAAUCACCAUUUGAAGGUGGUAUUUUCAAUUUGAAACUUUUUCAUCCCGGAGGAUAUCCAUUGUGGGAACCACCUAAAGUUCGUUUUCUAACUAAAAUAUAUCAUCCAAAUAUUAAUAAAAACGAAGAACAAAUGGACACCAGCUUUACAGUUCGUACAGUGCUUAUUUCUGUGCAAGCACUUUUAUCUUCUCCAAAUCCUGAACAACAAUUUGAUAUGGAUGUCAGACUACAUUGGAGGGAAAAUGAAACAGCAGCAAUUUCAAUCGGUAAACUUACUAAUGAACUAUUAAUAAAAUAG
Molecule: messenger RNA, 459 nt
Organism: Entrophospora sp. SA101
Lineage: Eukaryota; Fungi; Glomeromycota; Glomeromycetes; Entrophosporales; Entrophosporaceae
Source: the annotation of a GenBank genome assembly